UUCCCUCCCAAAAAUCCGGAUUCAAAUUUGAAAAUGAGAAUCGCCGAGAUUUCGUCACUGGAGACACGGCAACAAUUCAGCCACAACCACCACAACCGCCUCAUCUCUCAACUCGACUCUUUGAUUAAACAAACCGAAAACCACCACUCUCCUAACAACCUUUCCACUCUCUCCUCCGAUCUCAGACAAACCCUAACUCAACUCACUCAACUUGCUCCCUUCCCCAACAACUCACUUAAGCUUCAACUCUGGAAACUCACCUACCGUCUCUGGAACUCCUGUAUUGAUCUUUCAAAUGCUGCCUCCAUUUCUCGCUCUUCCGCCGCCACCGAACACAUCACCAUUCUUCGCCAAGUAGCCGCCGAUCUCCUCUCUCUUGCCGCUGACGUCUCCGGCGUUCCUUCUCCUGCUAUCAAGAUUGCCUCCUUCUACUACAAAACCGGUCUUAUCUGGCACAAUCUCAAAAAGUUCGAUCUCGCUUCGAUUUGUUUUGAAAAAGCCACGGAGAUCGUAUCCAAGCUCGAUAUUAAGAAGAUUUCCGACUUGGGAGAGAAGAAAAUGAUAUUAGAUAUAAAUAUCGCAAGGUCUCGCACUGCCUGGGAAGUUCUUGACCGAAAUAUCGCGAUCAAUUUACUCAACAGGGCCAAAUGUCUUCUCUUCGGCUCGUUUGAGCAUUACAAAUCGCUUGCAAAUCAGUUCUUAAUGUUUGGCAAGAGCGUUUUAUCACAGCACGACUCCGUUUCAUUGAACGAAGCGUUGAAGCUUAUGAACGAGGCUUUGGAUCUCUGCGAGAAGGGAUUGGAUGAAGUGAGAACUCUUGAAGAGAUAUCGGAGCUCAAGGAUUUAAAACUCAAAACACUGCGUUUCAUCUCGGCGGUUCAUUUGCAAAAGGGAGAGUACGAGAGCGUGAUCAAGUGCGUGAAGGUCUUAAGAGAGGGUAGUGACGGAGGGGACCGCCACGCGAGUUUGCCGGUUUUGGCAAUGAAGGCGUGGCUGGGUUUGGGGCGGUACGGUGAAGCGGAGAAGGAGCUGAGAGGCAUGUUGGUAAUUAAGGAGGUUCCGGAGAGUAUUUGGGUGUCGGCGGUGGAGGCUUACUUCCAGGCGGCGGGAACGGCGGGUGCUGAGACUGCUAAAGGCGUGUUUCUGGGACUGUUGGGAAGGUGCCACGUUAGUGCCAAAGCUGCAGUCAGAGUGGCCCACAGGGUUGUUGGAGAUGAUGGGGAUGGUGUUAGCGAAGGCGCGGCCAAAGUGAGGGCUAAGGUGGUCUCGGAGUUGGUAUCUGAUGAGAGAGUACUGGCCCUUUUUGCCGGUGAUGGUGCGGCCAAGGACAAGACCGCCAUGCAUGCCGUUUUGUGGAAUUGUGCCGCAAAUCAUUUUCGAGUGAAAGACUAUGAAACGAGUGCAGAGAUGUUUGAGAAAUCCAUGCUAUAUCUUCCAUAUGACAUAGAAAAUAGAAAUCUCCGGGCCAAGAGCUUCAGAGUAUUGUGUCUCUGUUACCUUGGUCUUUCCAAGCUUGAUCGAGCUCAAGAAUACAUUAUGGAGGCAGAAAAGCUUGAACCCAACAUAGGCUCUGCUUUCCUUAAGUUCAAAGUCUAUCUGCAAAAGAAGGACCAUAAGAGUGCUGUUAAUCAAAUUCUGGCAAUGACCAUCUGCUUCGACUUCACUCCAGACUUCCUUUCCCUUUCAGCCCAUGAAGCUGUUGCUUGCCGUGCUCUUCCAGUUGCUGUUGCUGCUCUAUCAAAUCUCCUAAACUUGUACACGUCAGGAUCAUCCAUGCCAACAACAGAAGUUGUAGUGUUACGUACCCUAGUCACAAUCCUGACUCAAGAACCAGGCAACGAGUCAGAAAUCCUCAAAUACAUAAAACGAGCUCAUACACGGGCAUCUGAGCUUGGGACCCACUGUUUUUUUGGCAAAGAGGAGACUGGAAGACGAGAACAGAAUUGGUUUGCAGUGAUGUCUUGGAAUUUCGGGACAAAGUGUGGGAAGGAAAAGAAGUAUGAAUUAUGUGUUGAAUUUUUUAGAUUCGCUUCAGAAUUAUUUGGCAUUUCGGUUGACGAACAAGUGGAAGAAAAUAGUGUCAUGGUUUGCAAAUCCUUAGUACUGUCUGUUUCUGCUAUGAUAGCUUCAGAGAAUCAAAUGAAGACUACAUUGCUGGACGCUGAAGUGAAACACGCUGUUGAACUGCUGGAAAAAGCAGAGAAGAUAUUGAUUUCAUUGUCACCUGGGUCUAUGGAGUCCGAACUCUUCUUCAUGUAUACAAUCACCGCCUAUGAUAUACAAGGGAGGCUCAACAAUCCAGAAUUUCAACAACGCCUUGUAAAGAACUUUGCCAGCUCAAAGGCUUGCAAUCCCAAUAGCCUCCUCCAGAUUGGUCUCGCUGCAUCACAGGGUCCAAGAUCCAAUCCUCAAGUAGCCACCUUUGCUCUUAACCAGAGCCUCUUAAUUCUCCUUUCUUCACCCUCACCCGACUACCAUAAAGUGGCACUAACUGUUCGCAAACUAAUUGCAGUAGCCAGCAUUCACAGAGGGGAAACAGAUGAUGAUGCAGUGCACAGUAUGUACAAGCAAGCGUAUCGAAUAAUGGUAGGGUUGAAGGAAGGUGAGUAUCCCUCUGAAGAAGCAAAAUGGCUUGCCAUGACUGCUUGGAAUCGAGCGGCAGUGCCAGUGAGACUGGGUCAGAUUGAGCUUGCAAGCAAGUGGAUGAGUACCGGAGUGGGAAUUGCUGGGAAAGUUGUUGGAAUGGAGACUUAUAAGGCAUGCAUGGAGGAUUUCAUUUCUAGUUUUGAAAAUAAAUGGCGCGAGCACAAAACCCAUAGUAGUGAAAGUAGGCCUUAGAUGGUCUAAUGAUCCAUAAUUUGUGAAUCUUACCGAAAUCGUCAGUGGUACAUCUAUUUUGUAAAUUGUAUACAAGCUUUACAUACACUUUUGAUACCGAACCCAAAAGAGACAUUAAGGUUUAAGAGGAUUAUAUAUCCAUGAAAAAUCUUACAUAUUAGACGUUCCAUAUUUUAA
This is a messenger RNA of Mangifera indica (mango), 3015 nucleotides long. RefSeq names its product TPR repeat-containing protein ZIP4. The record is from RefSeq and is a predicted model, not a curated record. Gene Ontology annotation, molecular function: protein binding. The transcript is spliced from 5 exons. Lineage: Eukaryota; Viridiplantae; Streptophyta; Magnoliopsida; Sapindales; Anacardiaceae. Gene Ontology annotation, biological process: meiotic cell cycle; regulation of synaptonemal complex assembly. The coding region runs from base 34 to 2838 and encodes 934 amino acids.